AUGGGAGCUGCAAAUUUACAAAUUAAUAAAGAUGUAUUCACAUUAAAUAACGGUAAUAAAAUUCCAGCUGUUGGUUUAGGUACGUGGAGAGCUGAUUCUGAAAAAGAAGCUGUAGAUGCUGUUUUAGCUGCAUUAAAAAAUGGUUAUAAACAUAUUGAUACUGCUGCAAUUUAUGCGAAUGAAGAAUUUGUUGGUGAAGCAAUUUCAAAAAGUGGUAUACCAAGAGAAGAGCUUUUCAUUACUACAAAGUUGUGGAAUUCUCGUCAUAAGGAUGUUUCUGCUGCCCUUGAUGAAAGUUUAGGUAAAUUGAAAUUAGAUUAUGUUGACUUAUAUUUGAUUCAUUGGCCAGUAUCAACCAAUCCUGAAACUAAGGAACCAUAUCCUGACCAUGAUUUUGUUGAUACUUGGAAAAAAUUACAAGAAAUCUAUAAAAAAGGUGAUAAAGUUAAAGCAAUUGGAGUUUCAAAUUUUACAGUUAAAAAAUUGGAAAAAUUAUUAUCAGCAGACGGUGUUGAUGUUGUACCAGCAGUUAAUCAAGUUGAAGCACAUCCAUUGUUAACUCAACCUGAAUUAUAUAAUUACUUAAAAGAAAAAGAUAUCUUAUUAGAAGCUUAUUCUCCAUUAGGUUCAGCUGAUUCUCCAUUAUUUAAAAAUGAAACAAUUGUUGAAAUUGCUAAAAAGAAUGAAGUUGAACCUGCUCAAGUUUUAGUUUCAUGGGCUGUUCAAAGACAUACUGUUGUAUUACCAAAAUCAGUCACUGAAUCAAGAAUCAUCUCAAAUUUAAAAACUUUUAAACUAUCAGAAGAAGAUUUUGAAACUUUAAAUAGAUUAAUUGAAAAAGAUGGUGUUACAAGAACAUGUAACCCAGGUUUCAAUAAUUUUGAUGAUUAA
Molecule: messenger RNA, 891 nt
Organism: Insectozyma verbasci
Lineage: Eukaryota; Fungi; Ascomycota; Pichiomycetes; Serinales; Debaryomycetaceae
Source: the annotation of a GenBank genome assembly